AUGAACCUCUUAACAGCAGAGAUAUCAAGAAAACGAGAAGAAAUUAAGAAUGUAACAAGUCAAAAUUCACAGAAAUAUAUUAAACAAGGAGAUCUUGAAAAAAAAAGAGAAAAAGCUUAUUAUGAAGAAAAAGAAAGGAUGGAUAAUGAAAAAGAAGAACAACGAAAAAAAAAACGAGAACUAUUAGCUCAAGAGGAAGAAAAGAGGGUAUUAUUUAAAAAAAGAUAUCAAGAGUCAAGAUUAGAAAAACAAAAUGAACUCUUAAUGAAAGAUAUAUCAGAAGAAGAGCUUAUAAAAAAAUUUAGAGAAAAAAAUCAACCUAUAUGUUUAUUUGGAGAAACAUUUGAAGAUAAAAAAGAAAGAUUAAUAAUUUUAGAAUGCGUAGAAGAACGAAAAAAAAAACAAGACGAAAUGUUAGGAAAUGUAGAAUCAGAAGGAAAAGCUAUAGAAUUAAAAGAUGAGAUAGAAGCACUAAGAAAAGAAGCAGAAAAUGACGAAAGUGUAUUAAAAAUUAAUUUGAAUGAAUUAAAAAAUAAUCCAGAAAAUUUAUAUAAAAAAAUACUGGUUUAUUUUGAGAUAUUAAUUGAAUUGUGGAAAAAAACAUUAGACGAACGUCCAGAUGAAAUCAAGGAAUCUAAACAGGGAAAAUCAGUAUCAGCAAAUCAACAACAAUCACAAAAAGAUCUUCAAGUAUUUUUCAAUUUAUUAAAAAAGAAAUCUAUGAAAAGUGAUAUAUUAGAAGGCGUUUCAAAAAUUACAUAUCAUUGUCAAAGACGUGAAUAUAUAAAAGCAAACGAUGCAUAUCUUCAACUUAGCAUAGGAAAUGCGGCAUGGCCAAUUGGAGUAACAAUGGUAGGAAUUCAUGAACGAAGUGCACGUGAGAAACUUCAUACAGGACAAACAGGUCAUGUUUUAAACGACGAAGCCACUAGAAAAUGGUUACAAGCAAUUAAAAGACUUCUUACAUUCAUACAGACAGUAAAACCUCCUAAUGAUCGAAAUCAACUCAUGGGUUAA
Messenger RNA from Pneumocystis murina B123, 1017 nucleotides. RefSeq lists its product as hypothetical. The coding region runs from base 1 to 1017 and encodes 338 amino acids. Gene Ontology annotation, biological process: generation of catalytic spliceosome for second transesterification step; RNA splicing. The transcript has 7 exons. The record is from RefSeq and is a predicted model, not a curated record. Gene Ontology annotation, cellular component: U4/U6 x U5 tri-snRNP complex; U2-type post-spliceosomal complex; U5 snRNP. Lineage: Eukaryota; Fungi; Ascomycota; Pneumocystomycetes; Pneumocystales; Pneumocystaceae.